This is a messenger RNA of Perkinsus marinus ATCC 50983, 534 nucleotides long. Its product is annotated as HIRA-interacting protein, putative. NCBI's taxonomy places the organism in Eukaryota, Perkinsozoa, Perkinsida, Perkinsidae. The coding region runs from base 1 to 534 and encodes 177 amino acids. Gene Ontology annotation, molecular function: iron ion binding; iron-sulfur cluster binding. The transcript has 5 exons. Gene Ontology annotation, biological process: iron-sulfur cluster assembly. Gene Ontology annotation, cellular component: mitochondrion. The record is from RefSeq and is a predicted model, not a curated record.
AUGUCCUUCGAGAGGAGCCAGUGUGGCGGUUCUCCACUGGCUGCCAGUUUAUUCAGGAUUCAUGGAGUGGACAAGGUCCUAUUGGCCGCUCGUCAUGCUACUGUAACCAAGUCACCUGAGACUGACUGGGAGAUGUUACAGCCUAAUGUGGAAUUGGUCAUGUCUCAGUUCUUCGAGAUUCCCAAUGUUAAGCCGGUUUCUCCCGAAGCUAUAGAAUACACGCCAGAAGGCCAGGAUCAGCAUAAUGAUGAAGUCGUGAAGAGCAUCCAUGAGAUACUCGAGCAGCGGAUCAAACCAUUCGUGGAGCGAGAUGGAGGUGAUGUAGAGUUCGUUUCCUUCGAUGCGGAUAGCGGAGAACUUGAAAUUCGGCUCGUCGGUUCAUGUUCGGGUUGCCCUAAAUCUAGUGUGACAUUGAAAUUCGGUAUUCAACGAAUGGUGUGCCAUUACAUCCCGGAGGUGAAGAAUGUGACCAAUAUUGAGGAGUCUGCAGAAGGUGUUGACGCAGAAGAGGGGACUGCCGAGCCUCAGGCCUAG